AUGAGCCUUCUCUUCACGAUUCCUACAUCUCCCAACCCAGGCGCAAUUUGCGCUCUAUCGCCUUCUUCAGAGAACUGCUACAUUGCAUACCCUUUACCGAAGCCUCGGGAGGACUCAGGAGACAAGAGACCAGCCCACGCGCCUCCCCUCUCAACAUACGUUGCGCCGACAUCGGGAGAGGUUUUGGUAUUCGACACGCUUACAUUGAAGGCUGUGAAUGUCAUUGAGGCUCAUCGUUCACCACUGUGCUGCAUCUGCCUCAAUAGUGAAGGAACGCUCUUGGCCACAGCAAGCGAGACUGGUACCAUCAUCCGCGUCUUCUCGGUCCCUGGAGGUCAGAAACUCUACCAGUUCCGCCGGGGGACCUAUCCAUCCACCAUUUACAGCAUGUCAUUCAACCUCAGCUCUACCCUUCUCUGCGUUUCCUCAACAUCCGACACAGUUCACAUCUUUCGUCUCGGAGCACCUCCUCCAGGCAACAAUUCUGCCGCCGCCGCAGCAGAGACACCUGCUUCACCUCGCCAGGAUCGCUGGUCGAGGUCACGCAGCUAUGACAGCAAUAAUGAGUCGCCUGUGGGGAGUGCGGCUGGUUCUCCACGAAGCGACCUGGCGGAACCCGCUGGGCUAGGUAACGGCGGCUCUGCUCAUCCCCAGCAACAGAUCAACAGGCGGCAAAGUGGCUCGUUUAGUAGCAUGCUGCGGCGCUCGUCGCAGAUUAUGGGUCGCAGCGUGGCCGGCGUCGUUGGAUCAUAUUUGCCGCAGACGGUAACAGAGAUGUGGGAGCCCCUCAGAGACUUUGCGUACAUCAAGAUUCCAAAGUCUUCCAACUCGCCGACUGGCCAAGCCCGUGGGAACAACAACGCGGGCGGGUCGCAGCCGCUGACUGGCCCGCUUCGAAGUGUCGUGGCCAUGAGCAGCAGCAGUCCUCAGGUAAUGGUGGUCACUAGUGACGGUGGCUUUUAUGUGUACAACAUUGACAUGGAGCAUGGCGGAGAGGGCUACCUGGUCAAACAAUUCUCAGUCAUUGACGGCGACGACAAAUUGGACGCGUCCUCGUACGGCACAUGA
Colletotrichum fioriniae is the source of this 1068-nucleotide messenger RNA. It is a transcript of the gene ATG18, whose product is annotated as autophagy protein. NCBI's taxonomy places the organism in Eukaryota, Fungi, Ascomycota, Sordariomycetes, Glomerellales, Glomerellaceae. Gene Ontology annotation, cellular component: cytosol; extrinsic component of membrane; fungal-type vacuole membrane. Gene Ontology annotation, biological process: autophagy of mitochondrion; nucleophagy; protein localization to phagophore assembly site. Gene Ontology annotation, molecular function: phosphatidylinositol-3,5-bisphosphate binding; phosphatidylinositol-3-phosphate binding; protein binding. The record is from RefSeq and is a predicted model, not a curated record.